Penaeus monodon (black tiger shrimp) is the source of this 1039-nucleotide messenger RNA. RefSeq lists its product as uncharacterized. The record is from RefSeq and is a predicted model, not a curated record. NCBI's taxonomy places the organism in Eukaryota, Metazoa, Arthropoda, Malacostraca, Decapoda, Penaeidae. Bases 123 to 932 code for a protein of 269 amino acids. The transcript is spliced from 3 exons.
UUUUCCCUAUGGCAUUGAGUUAGAUAUUCCCUGUUAUGUACUUGAAGUUUGCAGUAUAAGAUGAGGGAAAGUGUGAUGUGCUUAAUUUCAUUCCCACAUGUCUUCCUUCACAGGCUGUUGAUAUGUCACAAAUGGAAUUUAAAGAAGAGCAGUACACAUGGUACCAGCUGUCACCAAGACAUCUUGAGCACAGAGUUUGCCUCCCAACUGCCAUCACACUUCAUAAACUGGUUCCAAAGCUACAUUCUACUUCUGUACCACAAGUACCAUCAGUUCAUAUGUAUAAACACCUGAGUCAAGAUGACAUAGAGAAAGCACAAGCAAAGGCAAGAAAUUUCCUGGUUCAAGAUAGACUUUCCAAAAUUUCCCAGUUUUCAAGAAAAGUUGACAAUGAAGACAUUAAAGAAUAUAAGAGAAAUCCCACACCCAAGAAAACAAGUCCAAUGAAAUUAAUAAAGCCUGAUAAAGAAGGUGUUCAACUAAGAAGUGGUAAAGAAAGAAAGUUCACCAGACUUGAAGCAAAUGAACAACCUCAGGCAAAGAGACCAACGUUGCCAGUAUACAAGGGGAUUGGUGAAUCUGGCCUUCGAACACGCCAAAUCUCAAGAUUAGCACCACAGAUCAUAACAACUCUGAUAGAUCUAGAGAGCUUUCCAAUAGAGCCUGCUUUAAAGGAUUUCGUUACUCCUCAUGAAACUGAAAUAAAAAAGAAGAGAUGGGAAGAUUUUCUGCACUCAGCUGGCAGGACACUGUUGUCACUAAAGAGAGAGAUUUUCCAGUUAGAAAGAUCUGAUAGUCAUGGAGAGAGGAACAAUAGCAAGUAUUUGAGAAUUAUUGCUACAUCUACUCGUACUCUUCACAAGCUUUUGCUCGUAAGUUUACAGCAUAUAUAUUGGAUGUUGUCAUCACUUAUCUUCAUGUGUCUCAAAUAAAACAACACAUCAGAUCAAUCUUUCAAAGGAAAUGUUUUAUAUAAAGGCAUGUAAAAUAUUAACCCAAGGCCACAGGGCUAGUAUGUAUGUAUAUAUCAUCACCACUG